UGAAAUAAAGGCCCUCCAGAUAAUUGGUGUACACCCAAAUAUCGUUAGGCUACGUGAUGUUUUUUCGCACGGACUGGGAUUUGUGCUUGUAUUUGACUUCAUGCCCACUGACUUAAGUGAAGUUUUGCGUAACGUAGAGAGGCCUUUGAGUGUGGAAACUGUAAAGAGCUAUAUGCUCAUGCUUCUCAAAGGCGUUGCGUACAUGCACGCAAACAGCAUCAUGCAUAGGGUAAGCCACUUCCCUCGUGAACAUCUGUUGAAGGACUUAAAACCGGCUAAUUUACUAAUCGAUUCGAAAGGAAUUUUGAAAAUUGCUGACUUCGGUUUGGCGCGCGUCUAUUCGAAUGAAAAUAAUCGUCCCUAUAGCCAUCAAGUGGCGACAAGGUACACACAUUUAUUCCAUACUCCUAACUUAAGGUGGUAUCGUGCACCAGAGUUACUUUACGGAGCCCGAAACUACUCCCUGAGCGUUGAUCUAUGGUAUUUUCUAGUCAACUUUAUAACCACUGUUAGGUCCGUUGGAGCUAUAUUCGGAGAAUUGUUGAAUAACUCUCCGCUUUUUCCUGGUGAAAAUGAUAUUGAGCAACUGUGGUUUGUUAUAAGAGUGCUUGGAACUCCGACCGAAGAAGCGUGGCCAGGCCUUCGAAACCUACCCGACUACAAUAAGAUAUCAUUUACAAACUGCAAACCCGUAGCCUUUGAGGACGUGAUUCUUGAAGCGUCACCACUGGCUAUAGACUUACUCAAGAAGUUUCUUCGUUAUGAACCAUCUGAAAGAGUAACGGCUGAAAAGGUAAAUUCACUUGAAUUUUCCAUGGUCCUUCUGUACAAAUAUUAG
This is a messenger RNA of Dibothriocephalus latus, 838 nucleotides long. Lineage: Eukaryota; Metazoa; Platyhelminthes; Cestoda; Diphyllobothriidea; Diphyllobothriidae. The record is from the annotation of a GenBank genome assembly.